AGUUUUCUCCGCCCGCACUCAAAACGUCAUCGAUCGCCGCAUCGUCGUAGUGAAAAAUUACGAAAACAAUCGGCAAAAAGUGCGUAAGUCACGCGAGUAAUACGCAAAAUUGUGCAAAUUCGGUUGGGAAGUAUGCGAUUUUAAUAAACCACACGAUGGCAACUUCGUUCUGUGGAAAACGUCUACUUUUGACGCGCUUCAAUCUGUUGGCAAACCAGAAGCGCCACGGUUAUAUUGUGCUUGUCCCGGAAAUCGGUGAAGACUUACCGGAACGGAAUCCUCUGACCAAAACAGAAAAUGGUUUACCGGAGUUCAACAGUGUAACGAUCGAGCGAUGCGUCGGAACGAUUGGCCAGCAGACGGCGGGCGUGGAGCGUUCGGUAAAGGCCAUAGAGGAGAAGAUUACUGCUGCUGCCGCUGCCGAUGGUGCACCGGGAUUGGAUCCGAUAAAGGAUAUAUUUGUUCCGAUCGAGACGGUGUCAGUGCCACUGGAAACCACUUGGGGUGUAGCAAAAACGCUUUAUCUGGGGAACAGUUCCAAGAUGCCGACCAAAAGUUACAUGACCAUCCACGAACGGGCCAGAAGUGCCAGAAGCCGCAAAUUUAACAGUUUACCAAUUUAUCGUGCUUUGAAAGCGGUCGAGAGUGCCGCUGACAAACGAAAAUAUUCAUCCGAAGAGAAACGAUUGAUUAAUAAAUAUUUGCUGGAAUCGAAACUGAAUGGAAUUGAAGUGACGGAUUCGGGUCAAGAUGAAUUGAAGGAAAUUUUGAUAAACUUAGGAAAAGAACGGUCCAAAUUUCACGGCAAACGAGAAGUUGCAGUAAAAAAAUUCACUCACAUUGUCAAGGAUGCUGAGAUAAUGCAAGAAUUCCCUCCUUCCCUACUUCAGGCGUUGGCCAUUGAUCAAGCGCAAGUCGUUAAAGGACCCUGGAAGAUCACACUGCAACCGUUUGUGGUUCAAAAUUUCCUAGAAUACUGCCCGGAUCGGACCCAAAGGUGGAACCUUUGGCAGGCUGAUACUCGAAAAUGCUCAAACUUUUCCGGCAAAGGACUGGAAAACAGUACCCACCUGGAAACGAUCCGGUCACUGAGAAAGCGUCAAGCCAAACUACUGGGAUUCGAAAGCUUUGCGCAUAUGUCGAUGCAAACGAAAAUGGUCGGUUCGGUAGAGCAGCUUCAGGGCACUUUAGACGAACUGCUGCGCUAUGCACGGCCAGCUUUGGACGAUGAAAUGGCUGCCCUGGAACAGUUUGCCGGGGAGAAUGGCUACAAAGGGGUUCUGGAUGUUUACGACGUGCCGUACUGGAAGCGAAGACAGCUGAGCGAAUUGCAUCAAUACGACAAAGAAGCACUGAGAGAAUAUUUCCCGAUGCCGAAAGUUUUGAGUGGAUUGUUUCUGCUAUCGGAAGCACUGUUCGGUAUUAGAAUUGUCGAACGGUCCGGCGUAGAUACGUGGCAUGAGGAUGUUAGAUUUUACGAUAUUUUCGAUUCGGAGAAGGGCGCCGAACCGAUUGCGGGAUUCUACACGGAUCUGUACUCUCGGGAAGACGAGAAAAUAUCGGUCGCCGGCAACAACGGAUGGAUGGUGGGAAUCGUAAACAGAAGUGUGGUUGCAGGAGAGAAACCGCUGGCGGCACUAAUCUGCAAUUUUCCUGCCCCAUUGUAUGGCAAACCAUCGCUGCUGACGUUGGACGAUGUGCAGAUACUGUUCCAUAAGUUUGGUCACGCCCUCCAGCACAUGCUCACCGAAACACACUACAGCGAAGUGGCCGGACUGUCCAACGUCGAAUGGGAUGCCGUUGAAAUAUCUGGUUUCGUGUUGACUAGUCUGCUACGUGAUUCCGAUGUGAUUCGUUCGAUCAGCAGCCAUUAUGGAUCGGGGGAAACUCUUCCGGAUGCGUUGAUUCAGUCUAUUCAGAAACGUUGCACGCAUCUCGCUGGAUAUGACCUUUGCCGGGAACUUUACUUUGCCAAUCUUGAUUUGGAACUGCACCUACGAACCGAUUACUGGUUGGACAUAGUGAAGAAACUUUAUCCACUGUAUCACACUUUCCCACUGGACAAGAAAGACUCUCAUCCCUGUUCGAUGACCACCAUUUUUUCCGGUGAUUGGGGUGCGGCUUACUACAGUCGCCUCUGGUCCCGGAUGGUGGCAGCCGAUGUUUACAAAGCAUUUGCCGAUGCUAAAAAUAAGAACCAGGAAGCAGAGGUCGGUCGUAGAUUCCGGGAUACAUUUUUGGCACGGGGUGGUGGCUGUCAUCCGUCGGAAGUUUUCCGACAAUUCCGUGGAAGAGACCCGGCACCGAAAGCAUUACUGCAGGAACUUGGUAUCUACCAACCGGCGCACGCACCCGUACCGAAACCGAAGGAAGAAUAAUAGUCUAUUGUGUUGAUUGAUUGAAUGUUAUUGAAAAAAAAAAACAGGUUAAUAAAUAUUCAACCGUGCUGUUA
Molecule: messenger RNA, 2452 nt
Organism: Malaya genurostris
Lineage: Eukaryota; Metazoa; Arthropoda; Insecta; Diptera; Culicidae
Exons: 3
Coding region: 156-2378 (740 amino acids)
Biological process (GO): proteolysis; peptide metabolic process
Molecular function (GO): metalloendopeptidase activity
Source: RefSeq, a predicted model, not a curated record